AUGGAGAGUCCUGCUAUUAACUCCUUAUCCAAGACUCUGGAAGGAAUUCAUAAGGAUACAGAUUAUUCCGAGGAUAUGUCAAGAAGGCAAGAAAGGUUAGAAAAUUCUAGUCCUCAGCCGUACGCUAAAGAUGAGGAAGAACAAUUUUAUUCAGAUUCUGAAGGAGAAAUACGUGAUUUCAGAGAUCAAGAUAAUCGCAGUAUCAAUAGUACACAUGGUAGUACACACAGUAAACAUCUGACUGUUUUAGAGAAGGUGCAAUCACAAUAUUCGUUCUUCCAUGAGAAAUUGGGUAAGCAAAGAAAGGGUAUUGUUAUAAAAUAUGCAUUGAUUUAUCUUUUGAUGAGUUCAUUGAUAUUGGGGAUGUUUUCGAUAUAUUGGGGGUCGUUUUACCAAAGAAACUCGAGACUCAAGAAUUUGAAUAUGUUGGUGGUAAUUGAAGAUGACCAUACUGUGGAUGGAAUUGAACCCGUCAUUGGAAAUACCAUUAGAGAAAUAUUAAAUACCGAUGCUGCCAAGGCAUAUGGUAAAUGGCACAUUUUCAAUCAAUCAGAAAUCCGGGAACAAGCAGAUAAGAACAAGAAUGAUGUUGACGCCGAGGUACAAAGACUUAUACAUCACCAACAAUAUUGGUCAUCUAUAUAUGUGAAACCUGAAGCAUCAUAUAAUUUAUACAAAGCGAUUUCUGAGGGUGAUGCAUCGUAUAACGUUACAGACAAUACCAUUUUGUCAUACUACGAAACGGGCAGGGACUUUCUCAGUAUGAAUCUGUAUGUUACCCCGAGUAUCAAGAUUAUUGAACAAAUGUGGUUGAAGAAACUGGCUAAUGUGACUUUGUCGUUAACUAACAAGUUAUCGUCAUCUGAAAGAUCAGACGUCUUGAGCGAUUCUAACUCACUCGAACUUUUAUCCACGCCAAUUAGCUUCACAUAUAUCGAUAAAAUCCCGUUCACCGAUCCUGUUUUAACAGCUCCAUCUCAAGUUGGGUUGAUUUAUAUGAUCAUUAUCACUUUCUUCCAGGUUAACUUUUUCAUGGAUGUACACAAGGGUGUUGCUUCGUUAAAUAUCAAACCCAUGCAUUUCGUUGUUUACAGAAUACUUUCUUCUGUUCUUUCGUUCUUUGUCAUAAGUUUAUUUUUCUCCUUCCCCUCAUUGGCAUUUCAGGUUGAUUUCACUAAGGCCUUUGGCAACUCUGGCUUUUUAAUAUACUGGAUGAUUACAUUCCUUACAAUGUGGGCAGUUGGUAUGGCCAACGAAGUCAUGGCCCUUAUCUGUGUUAUGGUAUAUCCUCCGUUAAUGGGAUUUUGGAUGUUGUUUUGGGUUAUUAUAAAUAUUGCUCCAACCUUUGCUCCAAUUGCAUUAUGCCCCGAAUUUUACAGAUAUGGUUAUGGAUUACCUAUUCAUAAUUCCUACGAGAUUACAAAAGUCAUUCUAUUCGAUACAUAUAAGGGCAAUUUAGGAAGAAGCUUUGGAAUUGUCAUUGCUUGGGUGGUAAUAUUUACAUUAUUACUUCCAUUCGUUCUCAAAUUAUUCCUGAAGACCAUGGCUAAGAGAGCCCAGGCAGCUGCUCAGGCAGCUCAGAAGAGCGCAAAUAAUUAA
Debaryomyces hansenii CBS767 is the source of this 1599-nucleotide messenger RNA. RefSeq lists its product as uncharacterized. Bases 1 to 1599 code for a protein of 532 amino acids. The record is from RefSeq and is a predicted model, not a curated record. Lineage: Eukaryota; Fungi; Ascomycota; Pichiomycetes; Serinales; Debaryomycetaceae. The transcript has a single exon. Gene Ontology annotation, cellular component: membrane.